This is a messenger RNA of Gamsiella multidivaricata, 1440 nucleotides long. RefSeq lists its product as uncharacterized. The record is from RefSeq and is a predicted model, not a curated record. Bases 1 to 1440 code for a protein of 479 amino acids. Lineage: Eukaryota; Fungi; Mortierellomycota; Mortierellomycetes; Mortierellales; Mortierellaceae. The transcript has 2 exons.
AUGAGUGCCAGGAAAAUCAGGAAUCGAGUCCAGGAUACCAUGCUUUUUGAGAGGCGGUCCGGAGACAGCUCGUGGGCGUGUUGCGACUUGAUCUUUACUCUCCCGUCUGACAUAUAUAGACAUAUCGCCUCUUAUCACAAGGACUUACUCGAGCGCCGGACACAGGAAGAAUUAUCGACUAUACAGCUCAAGGCAGAUUCGCACAAGGACAACAGCGACUCAACUUUCAUAUCAAGGCGUGCGAAAAAGUAUGGAAGCGAUCCUAUCAGCCUUAAUUGCAGCUGUGAUCCAUCGCUGGGAAACGUCAUUCUAUUCUACGCAUAUCAACCCAUCAACGACCCACUUGCCCUUGCCAGGCUGCACAAGACGUGGUCUGUCGAUCUCGACCUCUGUGGGAAAGUCAAGAUUGCAGGCGAAGGCAUCAAUGCCACCCUUUCAGGAUGCUCAUCAUCUAUUACCGCCUACAUUGACCAUCUCACAGAUCUCACAGAAUUCAAACCACUCGGUCUCUCUCGCUCAGCCAAUCCCGAAACAAAGGAAGAAAGAGCUAUUCUUGAGAAAAGAAGGUACGACUUCUUUAAGCCAACACCAGGCUGUCGGCACGUUUUUGGCGGGACGAUUUCCAUCAAAGUUGUCGAGGAAAUCUGUCCUCUUGGAGCGCCGGAAGUCAGCGUUUACAAUGAUCCAGAAUACAAGCGAGGCAAACUCUCACCCAGUGUAUUUCACCAGAAGCUGAAGGAGCUGGAGGGCAAGGAAAAUGUGGUCGUUCUGGAUGUACGUAACUAUUAUGAGUCUUCCAUUGGGCAGUUUCCUGGAGCCAUAACGCCCCCAAUUCGAAAGUUUUCAUCAUUUCGAGACUAUGUCGACCGCAAUAAGAAUCAAUUCACCGGUAAAACAAUCCUGUCGUACUGCACAGGAGGGAUCCGUUGUGAGAAGGCCACUAGCUAUUUACGUCAAUCGUUGGAGUCUUCUGGUGAUGCGCCGCCUGCCAAAGUAUUGAUGUUGGAGGGAGGCAUUCACAAUUAUCUGGAAUGGAUCAAGCAGGAGGGCUCUACGAAUGACUCGCUCUGGCUCGGGAAAAAUUACGUCUUCGACGCUAGGCAGUCAUUGGGCCUGGACGAUGCAUCGACAGCUGGAACCUCAUCUAACGAAGGAGAGCGGUUGAUCUCGUAUUGCCAGGGAUGCGAUAUAUCCUGCGCACGAUAUGUUAAAUGCGAUGGAUUUGGAUGCCAUCGUCUUAUAAUCGCAUGCAUACCCUGCUCGCCCGCUGGGGCCGAAGGUGAGAGCGGGAUGUACUGCUGUCAAGAAUGUCAGGACAUGGGGGAAAAGGUGCGUGAAUACGUGCUUUCAGGACAAGUCAGCGCUCGAGGUGGAACGCGUGUCAAGCGCGGAAUAUGCAGAUGUGAAAGAGAACGGAGAACAGCUCUUGGUGUAGAAUAA